This is a messenger RNA of Vigna umbellata (rice bean), 2019 nucleotides long. Its product is annotated as alkaline/neutral invertase A, mitochondrial-like. The record is from RefSeq and is a predicted model, not a curated record. Lineage: Eukaryota; Viridiplantae; Streptophyta; Magnoliopsida; Fabales; Fabaceae. Gene Ontology annotation, biological process: sucrose catabolic process. Gene Ontology annotation, cellular component: mitochondrion. Gene Ontology annotation, molecular function: endo-alpha-N-acetylgalactosaminidase activity; sucrose alpha-glucosidase activity.
AUGAAACCAUCCCCUAAGAUCCUAAUUGGUCACAAGAAUUCAUCGUUUCUUGCAAGAUGCCACCAUACUCUGAUCAUGUCUAUGUCCAAUAACUCCACCGCCUGUGGCCUCAAUCUCCAUCUCAACACCAUGCAGUGCCCUUUUCACGUGCGGGAAUUUGGACGCAUAAUGCAUGGAAGUCAACAAGUUUUCGGGCUGCUCUCUUCGAGUUUUGGCCAAUCAAGUUCCAUCGGUUUAAGCGCAACGAGAACCACAAAACGGGGUGUGUCUGCCAUUGCCGGGAUAGACUUCAAAUUCAAGUCUCGUGACUUCUCAAGCUCCGUGGAGACAUGUGAGAACAUUAAUGGUAAAAUGGUUUACCUAAAGGAUGGCAUGAAUGUGAAGCCAAUAGCGGAGGAAAGGGUUGACAAUGACGAGGAUAGUGUUGGAGGAGAGGAAGUGUCUGGUUUAGAAGCUGAUGAGAAAAAUAACAAGAGUGAGAAUGAACAAGAGGGUGGGAAGGUAGAGGAGGAGGAGACAGAAGUGGAGAAAGAGGCAUGGAGUUUAUUGCAAGAGGCACUCGUGACAUACUGUGAUAACCCUGUGGGGACCGUGGCAGCGAAUGAUUCGGAAGAUCAACAACCUUUGAAUUAUGAUCAGGUUUUUAUAAGGGAUUUUAUCCCUUCGGCUCUUGCUUUCUUGCUCAAGGGAGAAAAGGAGAUUGUCAGGAACUUUCUCCUUUACACCUUGCAACUCCAGAGUUGGGAGAAAACAGUGGACUGCCAUAGCCCAGGGCAGGGCCUGAUGCCUGCUAGUUUCAAAGUUAAAACUAUGAAAGUUGAAGGAAAAAGUGAAGAAGUUUUAGAUCCUGAUUUUGGGGAAUCAGCUAUAGGUCGUGUUGCUCCUGUAGAUUCAGGAUUGUGGUGGAUCAUCCUGCUGCAGGCUUAUGGUAAGAUUACUGGGGACUGCAGCUUGCAAGAAAGGUUGGAUGUUCAAACAGGCCUAAAAAUGAUCCUUAAUCUGUGCUUAACGGAUGGCUUUGAUAUGUUUCCUUCUCUGUUAGUAACUGAUGGAUCUUGCAUGAUAGACAGGAGGAUGGGUAUUCAUGGCCACCCCCUUGAGAUUCAGGCCUUGUUUUACUCAGCUCUUCGCUCGGCCCGUGAGAUGGUUGCUUCAGAUGAAAAUUCCAAGAAUCUGGUUGGAGAAAUUAACAACAGACUCAGUGCACUAUCAUUUCACAUUAGAGAAUACUAUUGGUUGGAUGUGAAAAAGAUGAAUGAGAUAUACAGGUACAAAACAGAAGAGUACUCAUUGGAUGCCACAAACAAGUUCAACAUCUAUCCAGAUCAAAUCCCUUUGUGGCUAAUUGAUUGGGUUCCAACCAACGGAGGAUAUCUGUUAGGGAAUCUGCAGCCAGCUCAUAUGGAUUUCAGGUUUUUCAUGCUUGGAAAUCUUUGGUCAAUCGUUUCCUCUUUGGGCACCCCAGAACAAAAUAAUUCUAUUUUGAAUCUGAUAGAAGCAAAUUGGGAUGAUCUCGUGGGGGAAAUGCCUCUUAAGAUAUGUUAUCCUGCCUUGGAGCAUCAUGAGUGGCGAAUAAUUACAGGCUCUGACCCCAAGAAUACCCCUUGGUCAUAUCAUAAUGGUGGGUCCUGGCCAACCCUUCUGUGGCAGUUCACACUUGCAUGCAUGAAAAUGAAUAGAACUGAACUGGCAGAGAAAGCAGUUGCUUUGGCUGAGAAAAGACUGCCCCGUGAUUCUUGGCCAGAAUAUUAUGACACACCCAAUGCAAAAUUUAUUGGCAAACAAGCCCGGCUUUAUCAAACUUGGACUUUAGCUGGGUUCCUUGCAUCUAAGAUGCUUUUGAAGAAUCCUAAUUUGGCUUCCUUGUUAUGGUGGGAUGAGGAUUUUGAGAUCCUUGAGAAUUGUAUUUGUUUGCUUCACAAGAGUGGCAGAGUCAAAUCCUCUCGUGUCCCUGACAAAUCUCAGAUUCUCGUGUGAUGAGAGGCCUUCUAUACAAUAAAAGGUCUAGGGUAUGGUAUG